CAGAGUCAUCACAGUUGUCAUGGAGAUGUGACUCCGUGUCACUGCAAUGCCACAGAGUGCAGUUAUUUGAGCCUGUUGCCCACCUGUCUUUGGCUUUUUUUUGUUUUUUUUUGCCUACAUUUUGUAGUCAGGCUGGAGACGGAGAAGAAGGUGUUCUACAGUCAUGGAUACUCAAAGCAAGGAUGGCAGCAGAGAGUCUUAUGAGCUCAAGAUUUCUGAGUUAUUAAAGGGUUUCGCUGAGAAGAAAACAUCACCCAAUGAGAGCAAACAUACUAACCCCCGAAACAUCAGCCUCUCCAUCACAGAGCCAGGAACUUCUUACAACCAUGGGACCUUCAGAUCUAGAGCAGUCCUCCCUAAAAAACUCUGUCAGCUGUACACGUGUCAGUACGAGAGGCUAGAUCAUCUGAGAGAAAGCUUCAGUGCUCCGGUACUCGUUCUUGCCUGCAUCCCUGCAUCUCAGGCGGGACAAAAGCAACCCAUGUUAUCGUUCUCAGAUCCAGUCCUCUUUGCACACCUGGUGGAAAAAUCAGAGAUCCUUGCCUCUGACUCAGUCAUUCGUAUGAGAGAACAGCUUGAAAAGCAAGAGAUAUAUCCGUACAUCCUAGGAGUGCAGGCUUGGAGGAAACGGGAGCAACGUGAACCACAGUGCAUGCUGCUUAAACAGUUUCCCCAGACUGGGAUAACCAAUAAAUGGUUCUUCAAGGACUUACUGGACCUCCAGAGGAAGCUGUUUUUGGGUGCCUCAAAGAAAUCCGGACCCCAGAAGAAAUCUCAGACACCUGGAAAACUUCACACCACCAGUCAGAAUGUUCUUCUUUAAUGCUUAGGAAAGUUCAAGACUGACAGAAGAGAUAAACUGCAAAUGAA
This is a messenger RNA of Oreochromis aureus, 870 nucleotides long. RefSeq lists its product as uncharacterized. The record is from RefSeq and is a predicted model, not a curated record. Bases 164 to 823 code for a protein of 219 amino acids. NCBI's taxonomy places the organism in Eukaryota, Metazoa, Chordata, Actinopteri, Cichliformes, Cichlidae. The transcript has 4 exons.